This is a messenger RNA of Arabidopsis thaliana (thale cress), 162 nucleotides long. RefSeq lists its product as uncharacterized. Lineage: Eukaryota; Viridiplantae; Streptophyta; Magnoliopsida; Brassicales; Brassicaceae. The transcript has 2 exons. Bases 1 to 162 code for a protein of 53 amino acids. The record is from RefSeq and is marked reviewed.
AUGUAUCUUAAUGAGGAGGAGGCGAUGUGUGGGAAGAAGAGCAUUUAUAGAGAGAGAGAUGGAGACCGAACCGUAUUAUUUUUUGUCUGUUCCGUUUUCCAUUCGUCACGUGACUGGCCGGUGAAGACGCUUGUUUCUAAAAGAAAUAUCUUUGUUCUCUAA